CCCCAACUACGCAUAACUCUUAUAUUUGAGCAUACAAGGCGACCCAAUCGUCCUCACCUUCCGUCCUCACCAAAGUUCCUUCAAAUCCUGUAAGAAUGGGCGGUUCUGUUAUUGUGAUCGACUCCAAGGCGGCUUGGGACGCUCAGCUGGCCAAGGGCAAGGAGGAGCACAAGCCGAUUGUUGUCGACUUCACUGCUACGUGGUGCGGUCCUUGCAAGAUGAUUGCGCCGCUGUUUGAGACGCUGAGCAACGACUAUGCUGGCAAGGUCAUCUUCCUGAAGGUCGAUGUUGACGCCGUCGCGGCUGUUGCCGAGGCUGCCGGCAUCACCGCCAUGCCCACCUUCCAUGUGUACAAGGAUGGCGUGAAGGCGGACGACCUAGUGGGCGCCAGCCAGGACAAGCUCAAGGCCCUGGUCGCCAAGCACGCCGCCGCGUAAAAGCAUUGCAGGGGAGUCAGCAGCUGCGGGAAGGAAGCGAGGAAAGGGUUGGUGUUGUUGUUGAUGGUGUUGGAGCGGACACCCAGCCGUUGCUAGACUGGGUGGCGGGUGGCCUGAAGGAGCGCGAAUGGGGGCGCGCACAAAUGGGUUUGCACACAUGCGCACACUUGACGGCACUCGGCAAGGUGGCAUAGAGGCGCGCUGCGCGUGCUGGCUGCUUCGUGACGGGCCCGCAACAGUGUUGCUGCACAGCGUGGGCAUUGCAUGUGUUGCAAGCGCUGGCGUGUGAUGUACGCGUUACAUCCCAGAUAGGAAGGAUACUGAGCGCUAGGGUCGGACAUCCAGGAGUUGGCUGCCUGGCAUUAUAGCGACCAGGCAGCUCUUUGAGGACGUGUCCACGGCCAGCGACCAGCCGUUCAGGAGGUGUGCUGCUGCGAGUGGUAGCAAACGCGUCGCAAUCGGCCCUUGUAAUUUUAUAGCAGUUAUG
Chlamydomonas reinhardtii is the source of this 924-nucleotide messenger RNA. RefSeq lists its product as uncharacterized. The record is from RefSeq and is a predicted model, not a curated record. The coding region runs from base 96 to 437 and encodes 113 amino acids. Lineage: Eukaryota; Viridiplantae; Chlorophyta; Chlorophyceae; Chlamydomonadales; Chlamydomonadaceae. The transcript has 4 exons.